Molecule: messenger RNA, 775 nt
Organism: Sinocyclocheilus grahami
Lineage: Eukaryota; Metazoa; Chordata; Actinopteri; Cypriniformes; Cyprinidae
Product: ethanolamine-phosphate cytidylyltransferase-like
Exons: 5
Coding region: 165-563 (132 amino acids)
Biological process (GO): phosphatidylethanolamine biosynthetic process
Cellular component (GO): cytoplasm
Molecular function (GO): ethanolamine-phosphate cytidylyltransferase activity
Source: RefSeq, a predicted model, not a curated record
GUAAGACAAUAAUCAUGUUGUCCUCUUUAACCUGAUGCAAAUCAGAUAUUGGCCAUGUGGAUUUCCUGGAUGCAGUGUCCCAGCUUUCAGAGAAACCAUAUGUUAUCGUGGGCUUGCACUUUGAUCAGGAGGUGAAUCGUUACAAGGGGAAAAACUAUCCAAUCAUGAACAUCCAUGAGAGGACUCUGAGUGUGCUGGCCUGUCGAUAUGUCUCUGAGGUUGUUAUAGGAGCACCAUAUGCUGUCACAAAAGACUUAUUGGACCAUUUCAAGGUAGACCUGGUGUGCCAUGGAAAAACUGAAGUGUUUCCAGACAGAGAUGGAUCAGACCCAUAUGCUGUACCCAGGAAAAUGGGAAUAUUGCGAACAGUGGAUAGUGGAAACAGUCUAACAACUGAUGUCAUUGUGCAGAGGAUCAUCAAAAACAGGUGUUACAUUAAGCUCUGGGCCCGGUUGCAUGAAAGCACUUAUGCUAAGAAAUCCCUUAGUUAUAAGGUUAAGGAAGCCCUUAGCGAAACUUGGGCUGCAAGAAAAAAACCUAAGGGUCAACUUAAGGAACCUUAAGGCUGCCAUAAAGUAUUCCCCUUAAUUAUUUAAAUGUUCCCUUAAGUGUUGCUACAAAGUCCUUAGUAGCCAUUUCACCUUAAUAAAUUUAAGGGACCAAAAGAGCUUCCUUAAAUCAUCUUAAAUUCAGCAUCUGCAAGAUUUUAAGCUCAAAAUGUAAGACUUUAGACAUUUAUUAAGACCUGCACAAAUAAAAUAUCAUAUGAGCGCAG